This is a messenger RNA of Aspergillus caelatus, 1199 nucleotides long. Its product is annotated as arginase. Gene Ontology annotation, molecular function: arginase activity; manganese ion binding. Bases 95 to 1069 code for a protein of 324 amino acids. NCBI's taxonomy places the organism in Eukaryota, Fungi, Ascomycota, Eurotiomycetes, Eurotiales, Aspergillaceae. The record is from RefSeq and is a predicted model, not a curated record. Gene Ontology annotation, cellular component: cytosol; nucleus; cytoplasm. The transcript has 3 exons.
UCUCUCUCUCUCUCUCUCUCUCUGUCUCUCUGUCUCUCUCUCUGUCUCUCUCUGUCUCUCUUAUCCACACUCCAAUUCUUCCCUUUCACUCACCAUGACUCAACCUUCAACUAUCAAACAACGCUUCCUGUCCAAGCCCGGAAACCUGGGUGUGGUCGCAGUCGGCUUCAAUGGCGGCCAGUGCAAGCUUGGCGUUGAGGCUGCCCCUAUGGCCCUGGUCGAGGCUGGUCUCCUCGAUCAACUCCGCGACGACCUUGGCUAUACCCUCGACUAUGACAACACCGUCCACUACUACGAAAACCAGAUCCCGGCCGAGGACCCCGACCACCGCGGCAUGAAGAAGCCGCGCGCUGUGAGUGCCGUGACCGAAGCGCUGAGCGCCCAGGUCUACGAGAAGGCCAAGCAGGGUCAGAUGGUCUUGACGCUGGGAGGUGAUCACUCGAUCGCCAUCGGAUCCAUCUCCGGCUCAGCCAAGGCUACCCGCGAACGCCUGGGUCGGGAACUGGCCGUCAUCUGGGUUGAUGCGCAUGCCGAUAUCAACAUUCCGGAGAUGAGUCCUAGUGGAAACAUCCACGGUAUGCCCAUGGCGUUCUUGACUCGCCUAGCCCGCGAGGAGAAGAAGGAUAUCUUCGGCUGGUUGCAGGAUGAGCACAUCGUCAGCACCCGUAAGCUGGUCUAUAUUGGUCUGCGUGAUGUUGAUCGCGGCGAGAAGCAAAUCCUUCGGGAGCAUGGCAUUAAGGCCUUCAGCAUGCAUGACAUUGACCGGUACGGCAUUGGCCGUGUGGUUGAGAUGGCUCUGGCCCAUGUUGGAAAUGAUACCCCUAUCCACCUUUCAUUCGACGUCGAUGCUCUGGAUCCACAGUGGGCUCCCAGCACCGGUACUCCCGUGCGUGGCGGUCUGACUCUCCGUGAGGGUGAUUUCAUCUGCGAGUGUGUGCAUGAGACGGGCAACCUAGUCGCCAUGGACUUGGUGGAGGUCAACCCCAGCCUGGAGUCAGUAGGCGCCUCCGAAACCAUUCGGACCGGUUGCUCGUUGGUGCGCAGUGCUCUGGGUGACACCCUCCUAUGAGCUGAUGUAGACUUAUCGACGGGUAGAUGGCGAUUGGAUGGGAAAUUUUCUUAUUUAUUUUAUUUUAUUUUUUUUUUCUUACUAUUAUUACAUUAUGUUUAGAUAUGACCAAACGGUAUUAGGAUGUGUA